AUGAUGCAGAACAAGAUUCAACUUGUUGUUUUGCUCGCAGGAAUCCUGUCGAAGGCUUCAUGCGACCCAUAUCGAUUCGUCCUGAUCAAAGAACCGAAGACCUGGGCAGAAGCGCAAUCGUACUGCAGGGAGAAACACACGGAUCUGGCGACGGUUCAGAGCGAUGAAGACAGAGCCAAACUAAAGGAGGUAGCAGAUGCUGUGAGCUUCAGAUCUUUCGCCUGGACCGGCUUCUACAAAGUUUUUUGGCGUUGGUCGCAUCAAAACACGGUGAUCAGCUAUGAGAAGUGGGCUUUCCAGGAGCCGGACUUGUCCAAAACAAAUGAGGCCUACGACAACACACUUCAGGACAAGUUUAGGUAUUUUGAAUGGGACAUGAACUGGCAUGCUGCUCAGAAGUACUGCAGAUCAAACCAUGUAGACCUGGCCACCGUUACAGACGACACAGAGAACACACACCUCGCAUAUGUGAUUGAAAGAGAGUAUGACUGGAAUGCCUGGAUCGGCCUGUCCAAGAAGCAGGGGCUGUGCCAGUGGCAGUGGUCGGAUCAGACCAGCGUGUCGUCAUCUGUGAAAUGGGAGUCCGGGCAGCCUGAUAACAUAAACGGCACUGAAGAGUGCGCGACUGCAGAUACCGACGGACAGAUGGCUGACGACACCUGCUCGACCCGACUGCCUUUCUACUGCCGUGAAAACACAAAAAUACAGCGUGUGAGAUUCGCAGUGAAAUCAGACGGAUCUCUGGACGAAUCCACAGUGAUGGAGGCCAUAGAGAAGAAGAUGAAGCAGAUCCUCUCGGAUCAGGGCGUGGAAAUCACAUCCAGCAUAACAUGGAUUGUCCAACCUGACAGGAUGAUCUUCCAGCAGCAGGAAACACAAGAAAACACACAAGAGACGCAUGAGUAA
This is a messenger RNA of Sinocyclocheilus rhinocerous, 906 nucleotides long. Its product is annotated as C-type mannose receptor 2-like. The transcript has 4 exons. The coding region runs from base 1 to 906 and encodes 301 amino acids. The record is from RefSeq and is a predicted model, not a curated record. NCBI's taxonomy places the organism in Eukaryota, Metazoa, Chordata, Actinopteri, Cypriniformes, Cyprinidae.